Caenorhabditis angaria is the source of this 1301-nucleotide messenger RNA. The record is from the annotation of a GenBank genome assembly. NCBI's taxonomy places the organism in Eukaryota, Metazoa, Nematoda, Chromadorea, Rhabditida, Rhabditidae.
AUGCAUUCUCUGAAUUUUCUGAUUCUGGCAAUAGUCUCGGUUCUGGCUGAGGCCGGUUAUCCGGUAGCUGAUAGUUAUGUAAGACCUCCUGCUCAAAGUUAUCCAGUUUCAAACUACGCUGCACCACGGCCCAGUUAUUCUGUAAGUUUCAAUAAUUUUUGAACACUCAUAAAGUUUUUUGAAGGUCCCGCCUCCACCAAGCUAUGCUGCUCCAAAACCAAGUUAUUCCGUUCCACCAUCACCAAGCUACGCUGCACCAAAACCAAGUUACUCGGUGAGAAGAGCUAUAGUUGUUUUGAUAUUCAAAGUAUAAUUUGUCAGGUUCCACCUCCACCAAGUUACGCUGCUCCAAAGCCAAGCUAUGCUGCACCCAAAUCUAGUUAUUCAUCAGCUCCAUCUUAUGCUCAGAGACCAAGUUAUCAGGUGAAUUUUUGAAUGAAAUACGGCUCGUCAGCAAAUUCUCUUACAAGUCCACCUAAUUCCAGACCUCCCCAGCUGUUUCAUCAUACGCACAGAAACCCGCAUAUUCUACAGCCCCAGCUGCUUCCUCAUAUGCACAGAAACCAAGUUACGGAGUCGCACCACCACCAACUUCCUAUGCCCAGAAGCCCAGCUAUUCUACUGCACCAACGACGUCAUAUGCUCAGAAACCAAGCUAUCAAGUAGCAUCACCACCGGCUUCGUAUGCACAGAAACCAAGUUAUUCUACUGCUCCAACAUCGUCUUAUGUUCAAAAACCUAGUUACCAGGUAACUUGAACAAUUUGCAAUAACAGAGAAUGAUAUUUUUCUAAUUCCUCAGACCGCACCAUCGCCAACCUCUUAUGCUCAAAAACCAAGUUAUUCUACUGCUCCAACAUCGUCUUAUGCUCAAAAGCCCAGUUAUCAGGUAACUCAAACAAUUGGAAAUUAAAAAUAAUAAUUUUUUUCAAUCUUCAGACUGCACCAGCGCCAACUUCUUAUGCUCAAAAACCAAGUUAUCCAUCUGCUCCAACAUCGUCUUAUUCUCAAAAGCCGAGCUAUCAACCAACUUCUUACUCAGCCCCAGCGCCUCCUGCACCAUCUCCAUAUAACACUCCAAAACUUGACUCUACUUACAAUUCCCUUCCUUCACCACCUUCUCCCGUAAAUCCACCAACAUAUGGUGCAGCUACUCCGAUUGGUAUUGUUGGUGGAACACCAAUCAAUUAUGGGCCAUCUGGAUCAUCAUUCAGACGUGCUCGUGUCCGUGGAGCAAUCAACAAACAAAGAGGAUUCCAACGUCGCCAAUUGCGUCCAAUCCGAAAAUUCAAGAAAGCCUAA